This is a messenger RNA of Bufo gargarizans (Asiatic toad), 1446 nucleotides long. It is a transcript of the gene PAFAH1B3, whose product is annotated as platelet activating factor acetylhydrolase 1b catalytic subunit 3. Bases 158 to 838 code for a protein of 226 amino acids. The transcript is spliced from 6 exons. The record is from RefSeq and is a predicted model, not a curated record. NCBI's taxonomy places the organism in Eukaryota, Metazoa, Chordata, Amphibia, Anura, Bufonidae.
AGUGCCUCGCAGAGGGGGGGAAAUUGUUAGUGUCGGAUUGGGUUUUCUUGGGCAGCGGGAUUGGUGAAAGGGAAUUCCCCCGCAGGAUUGCUGGGUGGUGCGGCCCGGGCGGGAGGAUUCCUGCAGGAGACUGUGGAAGAAGGGAGAGCAGGACACGAUGAGUGACGGUGACACAAACCCGGCCGCGGUCGCCACGCCUGUGCCCGACAUGUGCGGGGACGGAAGCUGGAUGUCUCUGCACAAUCACUAUGUGGCCAGCAGUAAAGACAAGGAGCCGGAGGUCGUCUUCAUCGGGGACUCCAACGUUCUGCUGCUGCACCAGCUGGAGAUCUGGCGGGAUCUCUUCUCCCCGCUACACGCCCUGAACUUUGGGGGACUGGGUGACGGCACCCAACACGUCCUGUGGAGACUGGAGAACGGGGAGCUGGAGCACAUCAGACCAAAGAUCAUUGUGCUUUGGGUGGGCACAUAUAACAUGGGGCACACGGCUGAGCAGAUUGCUGGUGGAAUUCAAGCCAUUGUGCAGUGCAUGCAGGAGAGGCAACCACAAGCCACGGUCAUCGUGCUGGGUUUGUUGCCACGAGGAAAAAACCCCAACCCUCUGCGGGAGAGGAACAGGAGGGUGAACGAGGUGCUAGCCGAAACGCUGCUGUCCGCGCCCAACGGAAUCUUUCUCGAUCUGGACCCGGGGUUUGUCCAGUCAGACGGCACCCUCAGCCACCACGACUUGUUCGACUACCUGCAUCUGAGCCGGCUGGGAUACUCCCGUGUGUGCCCCGCGCUCCACAAAACACUGCUGCAACUGCUGGAGGGCAGGGGCACAGCGCCUCAGCUCUAGCCCAUCCAGUCCUACACCCCAUGUGACGCUCUUCUGGGAAUCGGGGCGGGGAAAGGUUCUGUCACGGACGCCCCCUCCGCAGAAUCAGUUUUCCAAAGAUAGUUAAAGGGAAAUUGAUAGCUUGUCUCCUGCAUUAACCAACUGACCUUCCUCCGGAGCAUCGUUCUCUUUCUUCCUCCAUAUACUGGGCAGAAGCCGGACGGACAGACGGACCACCUCUGCCCCCCCGCUGUAGUCUUUCCUUUGUUUUUUUUAAAUCUUUUGUACAGUAUUAGGGGGUUUUCCAGUCUUUAAAUAUUGAUGACCUAUCCUUUGGUUGUAUCAGAUUGUGCGGGUCGGACCCCCGCAAUCAGCCGGCCUCAGAAGCUAUACAGUGGCUGUGCUGGGAUCCUGCAGCCUUCAAGGGAAUGGGGGCUGGGCUGCGGUGAGCGGGGGAGGGGGUCAUCAAUGUGAAAGAGCUGGACCACCCUCGUAAGUUUAUGCUUUUCUAUAUGUCAGUAAUCCCAUCGUGUAUUUCUGUGUAAGCCCCGAUCCAUUCUUCAAACUUAUGUCCACAACACUAAGAGGGGCCCGGGGCCCUCCAUGUAAUAAAUCUGUUGUGACACAAA